This is a messenger RNA of Branchiostoma floridae (Florida lancelet), 1686 nucleotides long. RefSeq names its product pancreatic lipase-related protein 2-like. Gene Ontology annotation, biological process: lipid metabolic process. The coding region runs from base 116 to 1582 and encodes 488 amino acids. The transcript has 10 exons. Gene Ontology annotation, molecular function: protein binding; triacylglycerol lipase activity. The record is from RefSeq and is a predicted model, not a curated record. NCBI's taxonomy places the organism in Eukaryota, Metazoa, Chordata, Leptocardii, Amphioxiformes, Branchiostomatidae.
ACUGACGGAAGCAAACGUAGGUGGGGUAACACACAUUAAAUACAUAGAACUCUAGUAAUUCUUCGUAUCACAUACCACAAUCGGCCACAAUCCGCACGAAAUUUGAGAAGGGAACAUGUUGCUUUCGGUGCUGUCAAUUCUUUCGCUGGCAUACGCUGCCCAGGCGGCCGAGGUCUGCUAUGGAGACCUGGGUUGCUUCACUAACAUCGCCCCGUUCUGGGGGCUGAACCGCCCGCUGUCGUCCCUGCCUGACCCCCCGGAUGUCGUCGGGACUAAGUUCUACCUGUACACCCGCGCUAACCCUACUAUGGCGCUCAGGGAACGCCUGGUUGCUGAUUCCAUCGCCACGUUGUCAGCCUCGCACUUCAGCUCCUCCAAACCAACCCGUAUGGUGAUCCACGGUUUCACCGGUAGUGCUGAACAUGCCUGGGUACAGACUAUAGUGGAUGAGCUGCUGCUGAAGGAGGACAUCAAUGUCAUUACCGUUGACUGGGCCGAUGGAGCAUCCAUUGGCGGGUCUUACGGACAGGCCACGGCCAACAGCCGAGUGGUGGGCGCGGAAGUGGCAAAGAUCGUCAACUACAUGAGCGCACAGACCGGAGCAAACGCACGCAACUUCCACCUGAUUGGUCACAGCCUGGGUUGUCACGUGGCUGGAUACGCUGGCGACAUCCUCGGCAACGUUGGACGAAUCACUGCUCUUGACGCAUCUGAGCCUUACUUCGACGGCAUGGACGCCAUCGUCAAACUGGACCCCACGGACGCUCUCUUCGUUGACGUCAUCCACAGUGACGGCUCUCCGUUCAUCGGGACGCUCGGCAUGGGCACCAGUCUCCCCACCGGUCACGUGGACUUCUACCCAAACGGUGGCGAGUACCAGCCCGGUUGCCAUGACAACUUUGUCUCAAGUGUGGUCUCCACCGGCUUCGGGCUUCUCACCGAAGGAUAUGACGGCGCUGAGGCAGCCGCUGCUUGCAGUCAUUUGAGGGCGAUUGACUACUUCACGGAAUCCAUCAACUCCGAGUGUCCCUUCACCGCCUACCCCUGCGAGAGCUAUGACAAGUUUAAGGAUGGGUUCUGCAUGAGCUGUGCCGGUAACACGUGCUCCCAGAUGGGUUAUCGGGCCCGGGACCACUACGGCGCGCGCGGCAAGCUGUACCUCACCACCACCGACGGUACUCAACCAGGCGGCAAGUUCUGCGCCUACCACUACAAGGUCCAAGUGACGUCAUCCACCCGUAUGGAAGAGACUGCCGGCCGUAUCUACGUCACGUUCCAGGGACCCAGUGGUAUCACGGACACCAUGGAGGUCACCGAUGGUGACGUCAUGGACCUGAAGCCCGGCGUGACGUACCAGAAGCUGGUGAGCAGCCCGUCAAACAUCGGUGACGUCAGCAGAGUCGGCCUGAGAUUCGAGAGGUCCAGCAGCAUCUGGGACUUCUUCGCUGCCCAGUACUACACAGUGGGCAAGGUGACCAUCACAGCCGGGGAGACACAGACAAGCUUCAAGUUCUGUGGCAGCGACACUCCCGUCAACAAUGGCGAGACUCUACAGCUGACACAGGUUGGGGGAACCUGUUAAAGACGCCCCCCUCCCCUCCAGCUAAAUAAUCACAGCGACAUGGCCGGCAAAUUAGGAGACAAUCAUUUCGCUUUGCGGAUAGCAAAAAAAGUAUUUGAACCUGA